This is a messenger RNA of Pseudocercospora fijiensis CIRAD86, 825 nucleotides long. RefSeq lists its product as uncharacterized. Gene Ontology annotation, molecular function: antiporter activity. Lineage: Eukaryota; Fungi; Ascomycota; Dothideomycetes; Mycosphaerellales; Mycosphaerellaceae. Gene Ontology annotation, cellular component: Golgi apparatus. The transcript is spliced from 2 exons. The record is from RefSeq and is a predicted model, not a curated record. The annotation marks the transcript as partial.
GUUUUCGUCAACAAGCGCAUCUUCUCAAAUGCUUCUCUCAAGCACGCUCAAGUCACUUUCGCCGCUUUCCACUUCGCCGUCACUUUCACCCUUCUGUACGCUCUUUCUCGGACCUCGAUCCCAAUCUUCCAGGCAAAACGCAUCGACUCAUACUUGGUGGUGCCACUCGCUCUGGCCAUGAUUUUCAACGUCGUCCUGCCAAAUGCGUCGCUCGCGAAUUCCAGCAUUCAGUUUUACCAAGUCGCUCGCGUACUCCUCACGCCUUGCGUCGCGACACUGAACUACGUCCUGUACCAGGCCAAAAUCCCAAGAUAUGCUGCGUUGAUGCUGGUUCCGGUGUGUGUUGGGGUAGCCGUGGUAUCGUAUUUCGACACACAGCCUACUGGAGAGGCGAACAUGCAAGGCACGAAUUCUUGGGGCGUUCUAUUCGCUUUCACUGGUGUCUUCGCCAGCUCCAUCUAUACGGUCUGGAUCGCAAAGUACCACAAGACGCUCGAGUGCACAAGCGUCCAACUCCUGAUGAAUCAAGCACCGAUGAGCGUGUUGAUCCUGCUGUAUGUGAUUCCCUUCUCGGAUGAUGUGACGGUCUGGAGAAGCACCGAGUCUCAUUCAUGGUAUUUGAUAUUGCUGAGCGGUCUCCUGGCAUGUCUCAUCAAUCUGUCCCAAUUCGUGAUCAUCAAUGAAGCUGGGCCUGUCAGCAGUACCGUUGUUGGUCACUUCAAGACUUGCGCUAUCGUUGCUAUGGGCUGGAUCAUAUCCAGAAAACCGCUCAAAGAUGGAAGCCUGGUUGGAGUUGUACUUGCUGUGGGAGGGAUCAUUGCGUAA